Messenger RNA from Kogia breviceps (pygmy sperm whale), 3576 nucleotides. NCBI's taxonomy places the organism in Eukaryota, Metazoa, Chordata, Mammalia, Artiodactyla, Physeteridae. The record is from RefSeq and is a predicted model, not a curated record.
CUUUUGCACCAGCGGCGGUGAGGAGGGGGGGUGGUCGCUCUUUCUUUUUCUCUUAGAAGAGGUUUUAGCACAGGUUUCCUCGCUCUCACUUCCACCUCACCUCACCGCCUCCCGACCCCCCCUUCUCCCCCUCCCCACCUAUCGUCAUGACGGCGUCUCCGGAUUACUUGGUGGUGCUUUUUGGAAUCACUGCUGGGGCCACCGGGGCCAAGCUGGGCUCGGAUGAGAAGGAGCUGAUCCUGCUGUUAUGGAAAGUCGUGGAUCUGGCCAACAAGAAGGUGGGACAGUUGCACGAAGUACUAGUUAGACCGGAUCAGUUGGAGCUGACGGAGGAUUGUAAAGAAGAAACUAAGAUCGACGCCGAGAGCCUGUCCUCGGCGCCGCAGCUGGACCAAGCCCUCCGACAGUUUAACCAGUCAGUGAGCAAUGAACUGAAUAUUGGGGUAGGAACCUCCUUCUGUCUCUGUACUGAUGGACAGCUUCAUGUCAGGCAAAUCCUGCAUCCUGAGGCUUCCAAGAAGAAUGUAUUAUUGCCUGAAUGCUUCUAUUCCUUUUUUGAUCUUCGGAAAGAGUUUAAGAAGUGUUGCCCUGGUUCACCUGAUAUUGAUAAACUGGAUGUUGCAGCAAUGACAGAGUGUUUAAAUUUUGAGAAGAAUAGUUCAGCCUCCCGGUAUGGAGCCUGUCAAGUUGAAGAUAUGGGAAAUAUAAUUUUAGCAAUGAUUUCAGACCCUCAUAAUCACAGGUUUUCAGAUCCAGAAAGAGUAAAUUACAAAUUUGAAAGUGGCACUUGCAGCAAGAUGGAACUUAUUGAUGACAACACGGUAGUCAGGGCACGAGGUCUGCCGUGGCAGUCUUCCGAUCAAGAUAUUGCAAGGUUCUUCAAAGGACUCAACAUUGCCAAGGGAGGUGCAGCACUUUGUCUGAAUGCCCAGGGUCGAAGGAACGGAGAAGCUCUGGUUAGGUUUGUGAGUGAGGAGCACAGAGACCUAGCGCUCCAGAGGCACAAACAUCACAUGGGGACCCGGUACAUUGAGGUUUACAAAGCAACAGGUGAAGAUUUUCUUAAAAUUGCUGGCGGUACAUCCAAUGAGGUAGCCCAGUUUCUCUCCAAGGAAAACCAAGUCAUUGUCCGCAUGCGGGGGCUCCCAUUCACGGCCACAGCUGAUGAAGUGGUGGCCUUCUUUGGACAGCAUUGCCCCAUCACUGGGGGGAAGGAAGGCAUCCUCUUUGUUACAUACCCAGAUGGUAGGCCAACAGGGGAUGCUUUUGUCCUCUUUGCUUGUGAGGAAUAUGCACAGAACGCAUUGAGGAAGCAUAAGGACUUGUUGGGUAAAAGAUACAUUGAACUCUUCAGGAGCACAGCAGCUGAAGUUCAGCAGGUGCUGAAUCGAUUCUCCUCGGCCCCUCUCAUUCCGCUUCCAACCCCUCCCAUUAUUCCAGUACUACCUCAGCAAUUUGUGCCCCCUACAAACAUUAGAGACUGUAUACGCCUUCGAGGUCUUCCCUAUGCAGCCACAAUUGAGGAUAUCCUGGACUUUCUGGGGGAAUUUUCAACCGAUAUUCGGACUCAUGGGGUCCACAUGGUAUUGAAUCACCAGGGACGCCCAUCAGGAGAUGCCUUUAUCCAGAUGAAGUCUGCGGACAGAGCAUUUAUGGCUGCACAGAAGUGUCAUAAAAAAACCAUGAAGGACAGAUAUGUUGAAGUCUUUCAGUGUUCAGCUGAGGAGAUGAACUUUGUGUUAAUGGGGGGCACUUUAAAUCGAAAUGGCUUAUCCCCACCGCCAUGUAAGUUACCAUGUCUGUCUCCUCCCUCCUACACAUUUCCAGCUCCUGCAGCAGUUAUUCCUCCUGAAGCUGCCAUUUAUCAGCCCUCUGUGCUCUUGAAUCCACGAGCACUGCAGCCCUCCACGGCAUACUACCCAGCGGGCACCCAGCUCUUCAUGAACUACACAGCAUACUAUCCCAGAAAAGAAUAUUCUCUUUUGCAUCAAAGCUGUACCACAGCCCCCCAGGUUCGCCCAAUAGUCUUGGCUACUUCCCUACAGCUGCUAAUCUUAGCGGUGUCCCUCCACAGCCUGGCACGGUGGUCAGAAUGCAGGGCCUGGCCUACAAUACUGGAGUUAAGGAAAUUCUUAACUUCUUCCAAGGUUACCAGUAUGCAACCGAGGAUGGACUUGUACACACAAAUGACCAGGCCAGGACUCUAUCCAAAGAAUGGGUUUGUAUUUAAGGGCCCCAGCAGUUAGACCAUCCUCAGAAAAGAAGUGUUUGAAAGAUGUAUGGUGAUCCUGAAACCUUCAGACAUAAGAUAACUUCUAGCAACUUCAGGAGAAGUUUGUCUACACUCAGGCUGCAGUAUUUUCAGCAAACAUGAUUGGACAGUGGGCCUGUGCCCUAUCUUUUGGUGGAGUGAAAAAUUUGAGCCAGUGAAGCCAAAUUCUUAUUGCAAGCAGCAUGCUUGGCUCCUUGAUGAUUGCAAAUAGGCAUUUAAAAUGCGAAUUUGAAAUCGGGUGUCUCCAUCACUACCAGCUAACGUGGCAUCAUAGGUGUUUUCUAAGUUUUAAGUCUGGGGGGAAAAAAAAUACUCCACUAGUGUCUACUGUCUCCAUCAGGAACUCUGUUAUGGAAGCUUCAUUUUUGUGAGUUCCCACUCUUUUCUCCCCAUCUUCUGCACAAUCACGUGCUCUUCCUAAGUAACUCAAGAAUAAGUCCUGCAAUACUAAGUCACAAACUUACAAAAAGAAAUAAAACUAAUAUUUUCCCAGUCUCUUGGCCAUCACAAUGUCUUACAGUUAAAAGCCACCGAAACUAUUCUUAAAACACCUUGGAAGAAGUGAGCAGAAAUUGCACACCCACCACAAAACAUACAUAGUUAAAAAGUUGGAUUUUUUUCUCAGUAGGUAUCAGUUGUAAAUAUGAACGAUCUAGGGGCCAAAAUGUAAAACCAAAAAUGAAGCAGCUACAUGUAGUUAGUAAUUUCUAGUUUGAAUUGUAAUUGAAUAUUAUGGCUUCAUAUGUAUUAUUUUAUAUUGUACUAUUCCCAUUAUUGAUGGUUUGGACUUUAAUGAGGAAUUCCAUAGUUUUUAAUAUCACAAAAAUGAGAUAUUUGAACAGUGUAUUCUAGAAAGCAAUAUACUAACUAAAGUGAAUGCUUGUAUAUAUUAAGAUAGCCUUAAAACUUCUUCUCUAAUGCCUUAACUGUCAAAUAAUUAAAACUUUUAAAAGCAUAGGAUUAUAGUCAGCAUGCUAGACUGAGAGGUAAACACUGAUGUGAGAACCGGUACUGAUGCUGUCAGUGUUUAGCACUGUGUGUUUAGCUGUGUUUAUGCUCCAAAAGUGCAAUAUUAGACACUAGCUAGAUAGUACUGCUGCCUCGUGUUAACUCCAAAGAGGAAACAGGAUUUGAUUGAGUGCACAUGUUUCUUUAAUUUACUCAUACUGUCCUUAGCUUGGAUGCAAUGCCAUGCAGAUUUAUGUGGCUGCUAUUUUUAUUUACUUUGCAUUACUUUAACACCUUGAGUGGAGAGCCAAACAUUCCCUCUUCACUGACCAGCAAUGGCCCUUUAACUGCAGUAG